Messenger RNA from Sebastes umbrosus (honeycomb rockfish), 7356 nucleotides. Its product is annotated as mitogen-activated protein kinase kinase kinase kinase 4-like. Gene Ontology annotation, biological process: protein phosphorylation. The transcript is spliced from 33 exons. Gene Ontology annotation, molecular function: protein kinase activity; ATP binding. Lineage: Eukaryota; Metazoa; Chordata; Actinopteri; Perciformes; Sebastidae. The record is from RefSeq and is a predicted model, not a curated record. Bases 258 to 4799 code for a protein of 1513 amino acids.
UUCCCUGUGUAGCUUGCUGCUAGCAGCACUAGCUCACACAGAGAGAGAGAGGAGCGGACAGGGAGCCCGCUGCUGCUUCUGCUGCUGCUGCCACCUCAACAUGGAGUAGAGAGACCUCCAGCGUUUACUGCUAACAAGCGGAGCCCACAGAGAGGAACACAAGACGGCCUCUGUCUCACUUACCCCUCGACGUCCUCCUCAAAUGACCCAGAGGCGACGUUUUCUCGUAAAACACGAAGAAAAAGCCCUAAAAAAAGAUGGCGAACGACUCUCCGGCUAAAAGUCUAGUAGACAUAGACUUGGCUUCAUUGCGGGAUCCAGCUGGGAUAUUUGAAUUGGUGGAGGUGGUUGGAAAUGGCACCUAUGGACAAGUAUACAAGGGACGACAUGUCAAGACUGGACAGCUGGCUGCCAUCAAAGUCAUGGACGUCACAGAGGAUGAAGAGGAGGAAAUUAAACUGGAGAUCAAUAUGCUGAAGAAGUACUCCCACCACCGAAACAUAGCCACCUACUACGGUGCUUUCAUUAAGAAGAGCCCCCCGGGACACGACGACCAGCUAUGGUUGGUGAUGGAGUUUUGUGGAGCUGGUUCGAUCACAGACCUGGUGAAGAACACCAAGGGGAACCAGCUGAAGGAAGACUGGAUCGCCUACAUCUCCAGAGAGAUCCUUAGGGGUCUGGCCCACCUACAUGCCCACCACGUCAUCCACCGUGACAUCAAGGGCCAGAACGUCCUGUUGACUGAGAACGCCGAAGUCAAACUAGUUGACUUUGGCGUGAGUGCUCAGCUGGAUCGGACAGUGGGGAGGAGAAACACCUUCAUCGGGACCCCUUAUUGGAUGGCCCCCGAGGUCAUCGCUUGUGACGAGAACCCAGACGCUACGUACGAUUACAGAAGUGAUCUCUGGUCUUGCGGUAUCACAGCUAUUGAAAUGGCUGAAGGAGCACCACCACUUUGUGACAUGCACCCAAUGCGUGCGCUCUUCCUCAUUCCAAGAAACCCUCCUCCCAGACUCAAGUCUAAGAAAUGGUCCAAAAAGUUUUUCAGUUUCAUCGAGGGCUGUCUGGUGAAGAACUACACGCAGCGCCCCCCGACAGAGCAGCUGCUGAAGCACCCCUUCAUCCGAGACCAGCCCAACGAGAGGCAGGUCCGCAUUCAGCUUAAAGACCACAUCGAUCGUACCAAGAAGAAGAGGGGAGAGAAGGAUGAGACAGAGUAUGAGUACAGUGGCAGUGAGGAGGAGGAGGAGGAUCCCCCAGAGCAGGAGGGAGAGCCCAGCUCCAUUGUCAAUGUGCCAGGUGAGUCAACGCUGCGCCGUGACUUCAUCCGCCUGCAGCAGGAGAACAAGGAGCGAUCUGAGGCGCUCCGCCGCCAGCAGCUCCUCCAGGAGCAGCAGCUCCGGGAGCAGGAGGAGUACAAGCGCCAACUACUGGCCGAGAGGCAGAAACGCAUUGAGCAGCAGAAGGAGCAGAGGAGGCGGCUGGAGGAGCAACAGCGACGUGAGCGGGAGAUGAGGAGGCAACAGGAGCGCGAGCAGCGACGCCGCGAGCAAGAGGACAAGAGGCGUGUUGAAGAGAUGGAUCGUAGACGUAAAGAAGAGGAGGAACGCCGGCGGGCUGAGGACGAGAAGAGAAGGAACGAUCGUGAACAGGAGUACAUCAGACGUCAGCUGGAGGAGGAGCAGAGGCACCUGGAGAUGCUGCAGGAGCAGCUGCUCCGUGAACAGGCCAUGUUGCUGGAGUUCAAGUGGCGGGAGCUCGAGGAGCAGCGCAAGGCCGAGCGACUCCAUAAGCGCCUGCAGCAGGAGCAGGCCUACCUGCUGUCGCUCCAGCACAAACAGCCGCCCGGCGACAAGACCAAGCUCCCUUCAGACCAUAGCAAACCUCUACAGAGCUCCACCCUGCCCCCUGACAGAGUCCUCGCCACAACCCCCAAAGCUCAGGUCCUUGACUGUGCUGCUUCUGCAGCGAGAGGCUCAUGUGAUUCCUCCAGAGCCCUUGAGACAAUCCCCUCAGACAGCCCUAAAUCCCAGGCAGCAGAGCCAGAGAAGACUGACUCUGAUGAGCCCUGUCCCAGCCAGCUCUCAGACUCCCCCAGCCCCUCUCAGACUGAAACCCCCCCUGACUCUGAACCUCCCCAGGCAGAAAGCUCGGAGCCCGAUAGGCCUGCAGAGCCCGUCAGUCAUCCUCCUCAGCCUAUCAGAGAGGCCGACGAGCGCUACCGUAAGAACAUUCAGGGCUCCCCUCAGAUCGCCCCUCCUCCCAAGCAGCCCCCUCUGCCUCCCCGCUCCUCUGAACCGUUCUCCAAUGGCGGCUCCUCCUCCGAGGCCGCCGCCAUGCACCGGCCCAUGGAGCCUCAGGUCCAGUGGUCCCACCUGGCUGCUCUAAAAAGCAGCAACAGCGCCGCCCCCUCUCCUCCUCCUCCUCCUCUUCCGCCCGUGGUCUCUCGCUCGCAGUCCUUCAGCGAGCCCGGCGGCGUGCCCUCUAGCUUUGCACAACUCCACCUGCGCUCCCAGGACCCCCACCAUCACCACCACCCAUCACCCGCACGCACUGACCCCCAGCCCCAACCUCCCCUCCACCACCCUCAGGCCCACACUAGGGCCGAACACCAGGUCGGCAGCGAGGAAGUACCGCCCAAGGUACCAGUGAGGACAACAUCCAGGUCUCCAGUACUUUCGCGCAGAGAGUCCCCUCUGCCGUCACAGCCCGGCAUCCAGGGUGGACAGAGAAAUGCUGCCGGUAAUGUGGAGCAGCGGCCGCUGUGGGACCGAGUGGAGAAGCUGCAGCCUCGGCCAGGCAGCGGCAGCUCCUCCGGCUCCUCCAACUCCAGCUCCCAGGCCAGUCCUGGUGACCGCUUCAGGCCACGCUGUGAGUCCCCUGCUUCCUCCAAAUCUGAAGGAUCGCCUCUCCAACGGCCUGAAAAUGUUCCCAAAAAACAAGAUGAAAAGAACGUCGCGAGGCCCACUCGACCAGCUGGUGAUGCGGAUCUGACUGCUCUGGCCAAGGAGCUCCGUGCGGUAGACGACGUGAGGCCUCCCCACAAGGUCACCGACUACUCCUCCUCAAGCGAGGACUCGGGCACAACUGACGAGGAAGACGAUGAGGAGGUGGACCAGGAGGCGGGAGAGGAGUCCACCUCAGGAGCCGAGGACUCCAGGGCUGGAUUUUCCCAUGGCUUCCGCAGGAGGCUGAGCAACGGGGAGACGGAGUCGGCUAAGACCAUGCUAGUUGAAGACUCAGAGAGCGACCAAGCCAAUACGCCCUGCAAGGACGGCACGCUGGUCAUCAGACAGAGCACCGCCGACAUAAAGCGGUUGGUCAAUCUCUCCUCCUCCUCCUCUCCCUUGGCUGGCCCUGGUCACGUCCACGGCCAGCCCCAACCCCCCAGCCACGGCAUGGCGGAGAAAAACGGCUUUGCCGGCCGCAUACACCACCUGCCAGACCUUAUCCAGCAGAGCCAUCAUUCCCCUUCCUCCUCCACAACCAUCCCUUCCUCCUCCUCCACCUCCUCUCCCUCCUUCCCCUCAUCAUCUAGCUAUGCCAGUCCUGCCAUGUCCCCACAGAACCCCCUGGACGAUCUCACUGCCAUAGAGUCCCAGUCAGAAAGCAACUCCAUGUCCAAACACAAGUCUUCCUCCUCCUUCACUCCCUUCAUCGACCCUCGUCUUCUCCAGAUCUCUCCAUCCAGCGGCAGCUCCCUCAACAACAUGGCAGCAUUUGGGCCGGACGGACGGCUCGCAGACCCGCUGAGGUCCGACCCGUCCCGUAAAGGCUCAGUGGUCAACGUCAACCCUGUUAACACGCGCCCGCCCAGCGACACGCCAGAGAUUCGCAAGUACAAGAAGAGGUUCAACUCUGAGAUCCUGUGCGCUGCACUCUGGGGAGUGAACCUGCUGGUGGGAACAGAGAGCGGUCUGAUGCUGCUGGACCGAAGCGGUCAGGGGAAGGUCUACCCCCUGAUCAACAGGAGACGCAUCCAGCAGAUGGACGUCCUGGAGGGACUCAACGUCCUGGUCACCAUAUCAGGUAAAAAGAACAAGCUGCGAGUGUAUUACCUGUCGUGGCUGAGAAACAAGAUUUUGCACAACGACCCCGAGGUGGAGAAGAAGCAGGGUUGGGUUAACGUGGGCGACCUGGAGGGUUGCGUCCACUACAAAGUCGUGAAAUAUGAGAGGAUUAAGUUCUUGGUGCUGGCCUUGAAGAACGCUGUGGAGGUGUACGCCUGGGCGCCCAAACCCUACCACAAAUUCAUGGCCUUUAAGUCUUUUGGUGAUCUGGUGCACAAGCCUCUGCUGGUUGACCUGACGGUGGAGGAAGGUCAGAGGUUAAAGAUCAUCUAUGGCUCCUGUUCAGGCUUCCAUGCUGUGGAUGUGGACUCCGGUGCCGUCUACGACAUCUACCUGCCCACACAUAUCCAGACCAGCAUUCAGUGCCACGCCAUCAUCAUAUUGCCCAACACCGACGGGAUCGAGCUGCUGGUGUGUUACGAGGACGAGGGCGUCUACGUCAACACCUACGGGCGCAUCACCAAGGACGUGGUGCUGCAGUGGGGAGAAAUGCCAACUUCAGUGGCCUACAUUAGGUCAAACCAGAUCAUGGGCUGGGGUGAGAAGGCCAUAGAGAUCCGCUCAGUGGAGACGGGCCACCUGGACGGCGUCUUCAUGCACAAGAGAGCCCAGAGACUCAAGUUCCUUUGUGAGAGGAAUGACAAGGUCUUCUUCGCCUCCGUGCGCGCUGGAGGUGCCAGCCAGGUGUACUUCAUGACCCUGGGACGCUCUUCCCUCAUGAGCUGGUAGUCGACAUCCCACCACUCCAGCCAAAAAAAAAAACGACGACCAUACCUAAGCAGUGACCAACAGAUGACGAUUGUGACUAUGACCGACGACGAUGAAGAAGAGAACAGCCCCGAGUCGUCUCGACGGAGGGAACAGCUUCCUCUCGCCUGCUCGGGGCAAAACAAACAACGGAUUGGACUGUAAUCAUCAAAAGAAGCUAGGGGGCGGGUGUGCGUUCGGGGGGGGGCGAGGAGGUGCGUUCUGUUUGCGAGUGUAAACUAUAUUACGACAACAGAAACCCCCACCCCCGCGACCCCAACCUUUGAGCCGAUCCCCUCCUCCUCUUCCUCUGCAGGACGUGGGAUCUGUUGCCUGUUGAUCUUUAUGUGUCAUAGUAAAACUUUGCAUCGUGUAUGUGUGUGAAUGGAGGAAAAACACUGAGCAUGUGAACGACUGAAGGGACGAUAAAGAGGCUAAACGCGGCUGUUACUGUAUCGGAGAAGGCGAAUACUUUUACGCGGCGCACCUCGAGUGUAGCCGCUUGUAGCUGUGUUUAGUCCCAAGUCCUGUUCAGGUGAAAUUAUCCCCCCACCACGGUAGAUUUCCACGUCAAGCACGUCAUUUAACACUAGUUCACAGCCACAUAAAUAACGCUUGACUUGUAAAUCUGCAUCUUCACUCUUUUUGCCUUCUCUUCCUUAAAGUGAAGAUUUUUUAAGGGACCUUCUUGAUAUAUCCAUUAAAUACAGGGUACUGGAUAUCAGCGUGUACAUACUAACUACAUCUACCUUGUAGGCUUCAGACUCUCCCAGGUUUUACAGACACUAUCUCGACUUUUACCACAUUGCCUCACGUACUGUAGGUUAUGUCGGACAGAAGUAGCCCUGUUUAUGACGCGGCAUGUUGCUUCGACGAAAAUUAACUCCAGUUUUUUCAGACACUGUAUAUUUUGUAUGUGACUUGCUGCACAUAAAUAAAGCAUAAGGAUGCAGGACACACCCAUAGAUGAGUUUUUAAAGGAAAAAUCCACCCUAUUCAUCGAGCAAUUUGCUUCUCUGGUCAAACCGGCUUCUACUGGAAAUAUGAAAACAACCAAAACCACAAAUUAACCCAGAAAUGUGAGACGCAUUACCUAUUUUUUUUCGGGGUGGAUUUUCCCUUUAACAUCAGUCAUAAGUAGGGCUAGGAUAAACUGUGAAUUAGACAUGCAGAAUUAGCAGGUGGCCAUUAAGGUAGCAUGGAGGUGACGGAAAGGGAAUGAAGGCAGUGUGCGUAGAUCUAGAGGAACAUCACACUCCACAAAAAGGAGGAGGAAAUCAGGAUCAGCUGAUUGUCCUCCGUCUGCACGACGUUUGAAUUUCACAUCUACAAUCAUCCAGCUGUUUAUUGAAGGAGACUUUAGCUUCAUGUUUAGCUAAACAGUUGCCUUAUAGAGGGGUCUCCAAACUGCUCGAAAUCCUCUGCAGGUUUUCGACAAGUUAAAAGUGAAGAACUUUUAUGUACUGUAGGAACACUUGAGUCUGAACCAGCCAUGUGAUUCAAUAUUGGACCUCUUUUUUUUGCCGUUUUGGGCUUCAGACAGGCAGUUUGUUUACUCGGUCCAGUCUGGAUUGAAGAGACAAAUACUUUAACUGGAUCAUUAUUCCAUCCCUGAAUUGAAUAUCCUACAUUUUCUUCCCCUCUCAUCCUCUAAAAACCCCCGAAUGACAAGACUUGUUUGUCACUUCAUGUUAAGACAGUCUCAUUCCACUGUUAAAAUGUAGAAUCUGUGUGUAUGUCUGAAUGAGAAAACUAUAUAACGGGACUCUAGGAAUUCGCAAGGUUUCACUCCCCCACCCCCUUCACCGAAACCCCUCUUUGACCCUGCUCUCAGUAAAGGUUGGUGCCUUCACUGUCCAAGGUUGGACCUGCUGAGAGCUGCAGAACACGGGAAUGACAUGCUUUCACUGUCCGGAUCAUGUGUGAAAAGCAAAGAAAGUCACGUUCUAAUAGCAGUGUUACAAAACCACUUCAGACGGCGUGAACUAAGCGGCAUAUUUUUAACUCUGACUUAGUUUUUAGUCUUGUUUCUGCAAUUUUUAUUAUGUAACCCUUCAGAUAAGUAUGCGACUGCAGUGGUUUUUAAAUUGUAAUGCACACACCUUAUGUUGAAAAUGUUUACAGAAGCAAUUGUUUUGUUAAACCAAUGUGCAUCGAUAUGAAUAUUUAUGGUUUAUUUUGAGGGCAGUUUUUUUUCCCUGUUUUUGUAUUUUGUAUUAUUCCCUUUUUGUACUAUCAUUUAGACGUUUGUGUACAGGAAUAAUCUUUUUUGCUCACGUUAUACGAAUUACACAAGUCAAAACGUGUGAUUUCACUGAUUUCCUCUACAUCCUGCAUAGUGUGCACAGUGUGCCCCUGGCUGUGUGGCAGCGUGGAUCAAAUGUUUUCUACCACCCAGGUGCCAGGUGACAUGUUCCCCCCUUCAGACGUCUCUCUGCCAUGCCUCUCUAAUUUAUGUCCUCUCUGUGUGUACUAUGGGAAUUACUGUAUUUUCCUGAAGGUCUUUUUUUCCAUUGAAUAAAAUCAGAAGUAAUUUACA